Molecule: messenger RNA, 471 nt
Organism: Papaver somniferum (opium poppy)
Lineage: Eukaryota; Viridiplantae; Streptophyta; Magnoliopsida; Ranunculales; Papaveraceae
Product: glycine-rich protein DOT1-like
Exons: 2
Coding region: 1-471 (156 amino acids)
Source: RefSeq, a predicted model, not a curated record
AUGGUGAACUCUACGGGACAACAAGGGCUAGGACAGGGUGGUGGUGGUGGAGUGGGUGGUGAAGGAGAUGGCGGAGUUGAUGAUGGUGAUGGAGGUGGGGCAGAGGGUGAGGGUGAAGGUGAUGGAGGUGGGGGUGAGGGAGGUGAAGGUGAUGGAGUAGGAGAAGGGGGUGAGGGUAAAGGUGGUGGAGGUGAUGAAGAUGGAGGAGUGGGCGAUGGUGGUGUCACCAUUGCACAACAACAUUGGCAUAAAAAUCGAUCGGUAUCUGUUGGAGGAGGAGGUGAUGGGGAUGGAGGUGGUGUUGAAGGUGGACUUGGUGGUGGUAGCAAUGGUGAUGGAGGUGGGGGUGAGAGUGUGGGUGAAGGCGGUGAAGGUGAUGGAGAGGGAGAAGGUGGCGAGGGUAAAGGUGGUGGAGGUGAUGAAGAUGGAGGAGUGGGCGAGGGUGGUGUCACGGUUGCACAACAACAUUGA